UCUCUCUCUCUCUCUGGUAUGUUUCGGACUUUCCGCACCUCUCUCUCUCUCUCUCACACACACACACACAGCAGUGACACAUUCACGGGCUUGCAUUUGAACGUCUCACACGGACUCCUGAUCUGAAGCCGAGCAGACGCGUUCACAGACCCCGCACAGACCCCGCACAGAGACUUUUUUAUACAUUAAGGAUGGAUUCGGCUGCGUUCCUGUUGCUGCUGUGCGUGAGCGCCGGGACUCUUCUCCGAGCCCGGGGUUCAGACAGCAUGACCGCCUUGUAUGGAGAGACCAUUACCAUACCAUGCAACAGUGGAGCUCCGGCACCGGCGGACCUGAUGUUCGUCAAGUGGAAAUACGAGAAAGCCGACGGCACUCCUGGAGAUCUGUUGAUCAAACAGGCCCAGAGCGACCAGCCCACCGUCCAGGCCACCGACGAUUACGCCCAGCGGGUCAGCAUCGACGACAAGUACAACCUGCUCAUCACUAAGGCCACGCUCAGCGACCAGAAGACCUUCACCUGCAUGGUGGUGUCAGGCACCAACCUGAUGGAGUACUCCGUCACUGUCUCUGUUAGCAAGAAACCGACGUCAGUGGAGAUCAUAGACAAGGCCGACGUUCUGCAGAAGGACAAACCAGUAACGCUCGGCACGUGCGUUGCGACAGAUGCAAACCCCCGAGCCGAGAUCACGUGGACGAAGAACGGACAGCUCAUGGUCGCCGACGGGAAAGCUGUGGUGAUCAUCCCGAGCCUGAAGGUGAAUCCAGCCACAGGCCUGUCCACCACCUCCUCCACCCUCCAGUACGUCGCCACCAAAGAGGACGCUGACGCCGUCUUUGUUUGCGUGUCCACACACGAGAUGAUCACGGAGGACGCUGAACUUGAACCCUUCGCCAUUCACUAUCCAUCCGAGACGGUUAGCCUCCAAAUUAUGUCCAAGAAGCCCGUCGUGGAAGGAGACAACGUGACGCUGAAGUGCAACGCCGACGGCAACCCUCCACCCAGCUCCUACUUCUUCCACCUUAAGGGCCAGAAAAUGCUGGUGGAAAAUUCGGACACCUACACUUUGACUUCCAUCAGCAGAGAGGCUGCGGGUGAAUACAAAUGCACCCUGCCUGACAACGAGAAAAUGGAGGACACCCAAAACAUUGUUGUUAGCUAUCUGGACCUGAACUUGAGUCUCAGUGGGAAGGUUGUGAAGAAAGUGGGCGAAGCCUUGUCCGUCCAGACGGAGAAGAGCGGCUCGGGCGACGUUAAAGUGUCGUGGACGAAGAACGGAAAGACGGUGGCGGAGCCGCAGGCCGACAAGCUGAGCUUUGCGGACGCGGGAGUCUACGUGUGCGUGGCUUCCAUACCCGGCGUCACGCGGCGUAAGAGCUUUGAGCUGGUCGUAGAAGGAAAGCCCGUGAUCACCGGCCUGUCCAAACACCGCGCCGACGAUGCCAAACACAAAGUUCUGACCUGCGAGGCCGUCGGAGUACCGGAGCCCAGCUUCACAUGGAGCGUCAACAGCACGGACGAGGAGAGCUCAUACGUCAACAACAAGGCCACCCAUAAAAUCACCGUGGUCCCCAGGGUGAACCUGACUGUCACCUGCACCGUCAGCAACAAGCUGGGAGAAGAUGUCAGGACCAUCAACGUUUCCUCCGUUUUUAAGGAAGAAAGUGAGAAAAAAGAGUCUCAGGAGGAUUCAGACGACCAGGCGAAGCUCAUAGUGGGCGUCGUGGCAGGGCUCCUCAUAGCUGCUGCCGUGGUGGGACUCAUCUACUGGCUCUACAUGAAGAAUUCAAGACAAGGAAGCUGGAAGACCGGAGAGAAGGAGGUGGGGACGUCUGAGGAGAGCAAGAAACUAGAGGAGAACAAUCACGCUGUUUAAUAAGGCACUCAGGCUGUACUACAUGGGAUGAAAGAGCAGCCCUUCAACAUUAAGAAUCCAGACUCCCAGUUGGCUGCCGAGGCGCUCUAUCCGGCUCCAAAAUAAGCAGCAAACAACCCCGGGUCAUUUUUCCAACCAAGUCCUGCCCCACAGCCUACUGUCCCACCUCACUGUUAAAAGUCUGCACUGAGGCUGACUCGUGUUACUGUGUCAUUUUGUCUUUUGUGUUCCUGGUGAAUGCUCCCUGUUCUGUUCUGUUCGAGCGAUUCUGUGAGGCUGUGUGGUGGGGUCGGGUUUUUUUGUUGUUGUUUUUUGCCGCUUAUUUCCUUUAGGAUUUUUUAUUUGUUUGUUUGUUCUUGAAUUUCUUCAAAGAAUGUAAAUUCCUUGUACACUUUCUAAGACCUGUAUGAAAAAAAAAAGAAAAAUAAUCAGAAUUAUGCGUGUGCCCUGGCUGAGCAUGCCAAUGUUUUCUUUUCAUUUUUGACUUAUUUGUGCGCUGUGUGUGGAAAAAGCCUUUGGCUGUGCUCAGAGAAAAAGACACUUCACUGCUGUAUAACCCUACUGAAACUGUCCUUGAACCUUUCAGAAGAUAACCUCAACAUAUCGUAACCUCCUGAUUUAUGUUCUCUGCUUUUUUAAACACUGGCAAACUUGAUUGUCUGAAUCUGAAUUGUUAACGGACGCCCACGACAGUAGAGUUCUAGUUCUGGUCACGGUUUGAAAUAAGGAACUGGAUGUGCUGUAAAUGAUUUCUAGACAUGCAGUUUAUUGUAACUGUGACCCCCUCAAAAAAUUCAACAUUACUGUUUGUGUCGAUGCAAAUUGGUCAGCAUUACGGCACGCAACCACUAAUUACUGAUUUAUUUUAUUCCUUUCUGUUGCCAAUAAUUUGAUCUGAAAAAGGCGAGAAGGCAUCGGAAAAGUGCGACUCGUAAGAAAUGCAAAAGUGUGUUCUGACAUGAGUUCAUGUUAAAUUUCUUUUCUUUUGUUUGUUCACCUGUAAUUUAGUUUAAUACACUACAUCGUUCACGUCUUCGCCCGUCUGCUCUGCGGCUCGCGUAACAUCCAUCGGUUACGGUGUGACCGUGCGCUCGGAGUGGAUUUAAUAUUUGCUGUUUUUCAUUUUUGGAAGAGCUUUACUGAUGCCAGGUCUGAAUUAUGUUCUUUUUGUUUUUCUCGUUGUGUUUUUUGAUGUAUUUAUAUUCUGCGUGCAACCUACCAAGAUGGCAAUGCUGCAGCAUGCAAGAUAAUUCUUUUUUUUUCUAAGCUUGCGUGGAGGGCAUCAUCAAGUGUUGAAAAGGAACUUUAUGGCGAGAGAGCUACAUGACAAUGAAUGAAUAAUAUCUGUGCUCAUUCUCUGCUGUAUUAUUAUUGUUAGGAUGUUAUUUUUUAUCUCAGUGGUGCGAAGAAUAACUCUCUCUGGAUUUACAUCAUUCUGCUCUGGUUCUUCUGACAAUGCAACACUGAUGAGCCACCAAAGAGAAAAAGCAUUGAUAAGAUAGUUUGAUAGAAAUCAUAACACACUUACAGUUCAGUCAAUUUAGUUCACUUCACAACAUGGAAAAAAACACGCUGUAUUUAUGACGCAGUUCUCAAAUAACUCGACGGAAGAAGAAUCAACCUUCAACUCAAGCUAAAGUCUGUUAAUGUUUGCAGAAUAUCAGUGAAUUAUGACCAUACAUAGUCAGAUUUACGAGAAAUUUGAAGCAUCAUCUGGCAGAAAAACACCUUGUGAUAAUUAAAAGACUGCACAUUUCAUUCCUAAACCAACACUAGCAGGAAAAUAGCAGGAGCUGAGCUUUACGAGCUUCAGAUGUAGAUGGAGGUUGUUUAACUUGAAGGAGCCGUGCACCGGUUGACCUUGUGAUUGUCUCAAACUGUAGCAAAGAGCUGACAUUCCAUUCUCUCAUAUAUAUUCUUUUUGAAACAGUCUGUCGAAGUUGAAGCGAUGUAGCUUUAGACUUCCACACCCACCCAGCAUCUUCACGGUCACGAAGCUGCAUUACAUGAAAGUAGUAGGUCAACAUUUAGUUCCACUGUUCUCGCAUUGCCUUUUGUUCCUUUUCAAAUAAUCAGGUCAGCAGUGAAACCAAAGAGGGUUAGAUGAGAAGGCCAUAGUAGUGUUGUAAAUACAGACUUUUGUUUUUGUACUGUUGUUGACAAUAAAGUGUACAUUUUGAAA
Larimichthys crocea (large yellow croaker) is the source of this 4056-nucleotide messenger RNA. RefSeq names its product activated leukocyte cell adhesion molecule a (gene alcama). Gene Ontology annotation, biological process: cell adhesion. The transcript has 16 exons. NCBI's taxonomy places the organism in Eukaryota, Metazoa, Chordata, Actinopteri, Sciaenidae. The record is from RefSeq and is a predicted model, not a curated record. Bases 192 to 1874 code for a protein of 560 amino acids. Gene Ontology annotation, cellular component: plasma membrane.